GCCCGACCACCUCAUCAGCAUCAUCAGCGAUUGCAUUGUUGCAUUGCAUUGUUUCAUAACAAUUCAAGGACUUCAGGGCAAUAUUUCGGCGUUAUUCAAGUUUGAGCCGUUUCAGGAGUAGUCAUGGAGAAGCUGAAUGAUGCUCUGGUGAAGAUGAGGCUCCGUCGUAUCACCAAAGAAAACAUUUUGUAUUUUUACUAUCCAAUGAAAGGGGCGACAUGCUAUGUCGCUUUUGCUGGACAUGUGAUGCAUCCUGCCAUCCUUAGCUCUUGGCCGCUGCUGCCGCGCUCCAUUCCUGCCUCAAACGUGGCCCUCCUGCAUGCCAACGUGGGUCUGGCGCUCUACCUGUAUGGCAGCCGCCAUCUGAGGCACCAGCACAUCUGCAAGAGACUUACCUUCAGCUUGUUCGGUUCCCUGGUGUUCAACAUGGGCUCUGUGCUGCUGUUCGCCAUCCUGCGCCAGGCCACGCCCGAGUGCGCCACUUUCCGCGCCAUUGUCGGCAUGACCACUGCCACCGGACUGCUGUUCGUGGGCAAGAGCUACGUGGAUCUCCUGGACCGGCAGGCUGUGCUGCACGACAAUGAGUAGUGCUGCCAUCUGGCGGUGCCACACUAGCGACAUCUGUGGGCGGUAUUGGAAACUGUGGCGCUGGACGGUUUAUAGCUGCGUUUGGUGUAAGCUAUUGCAGUCAGUGUGGAGGAAACGAUGAAGAGAAUAGUUGUGCUGGCACGAUUGCUUUCAUUUUACAAUGCCGAUUAUGAAUGUCAUACGAACCUGGCAAGCCAGGAGCUAAGCGAUACACUGUGUUGUUUUGCAAAAGCCAGUACGAGUGAACUGAGCAUAUAAUGGGCCCUUUUUCGGUGUGAUGCCUAAACUGCUCAAUAGUAUGUUCGGAAUCGUCAAUUUUCGUUGUUAUUCCCGUUUCCUUCAUGAGUUUGGUUUAAGUAACCUAUAAACUGGCCGUCCUAUUAUAUAAUUGCAUUAUUAAGGAUUUUUUAAACACCGCAGAAUGUGGAGGUCUCAUGUGGGUACUGGGUACGCGGUCAGUGCGAAACCUGACCGAAGUAUCCAAGCGGCAUUACAGCUAUUUAAUUGAUUUUGAAAUGUGCCGGUGUCUGUAUGUGCAGUUCUCGCCGUGUUAGUCAUGAUACUGAAUUUCAGCACCGAGUUGAGGAUAUUCGAGGGAUUGUUUUUGUGAAUGUCUGAUGGAUCCAACAUCCCUAGAUAUUGCGACAUUUGUACUUACCCGUGCGUAAUGUCGCCAGAUCCGCCGUGGUUGGUUUGUACAUUGCUUGUGUAUAUAAGGAGUCGACUGUAUUGAAGUGCAAUUUCGUGCUAAUACAGUCGCUCAGAUACCUUU
Molecule: messenger RNA, 1360 nt
Organism: Amphibalanus amphitrite
Lineage: Eukaryota; Metazoa; Arthropoda; Thecostraca; Balanomorpha; Balanidae
Exons: 5
Coding region: 124-588 (154 amino acids)
Source: RefSeq, a predicted model, not a curated record